Messenger RNA from Anneissia japonica, 3806 nucleotides. Its product is annotated as protein phosphatase 1 regulatory subunit 37-like. NCBI's taxonomy places the organism in Eukaryota, Metazoa, Echinodermata, Crinoidea, Comatulida, Comatulidae. The transcript has 13 exons. The record is from RefSeq and is a predicted model, not a curated record. Gene Ontology annotation, molecular function: protein binding. The coding region runs from base 147 to 2789 and encodes 880 amino acids.
UUUCUCGUGAGAAUUUAGGACAGCUGUAAAAAAAGAAGAGGCUGAUUUUCGAACGAGUGGCGAUGGAGAUGAAAAACAACGCCUAAAUACUUGCGUUUUAUAAGUGAUGUUUCAAUAAAAAAAAAGUCAUACUCAGAUGUCCAGUUAUGGAAGGAGAGAUUGGAACCAAUACAUUAACAAGUUAUAAAAGCAUUCUCUCUCCUACAACGUCAAAAUCGAAGUUAAAACUUCCGGGUAGACGGGUUAAUUUUCCUCAGGAUGAAAAGCUAAUCUCGAACACAUUGGAUCCGCCUGAUCCGUGGCAAAAUGUUCAAUCACCUACCAAAGAGGAAUUACUUUCAAACUACCAGUCAGCUUGUGCUAGGCUCAAGAUCAAACCAAGUGCAAAGAUGCUAAAUCUAAUACAGAAUACAACAGAUUUCAAGUCUCGGAUAGAGACAUUACAAUUGAAAGGUGAAAAGAUGGACAUGAGAACGAUAGAAGCAAUGGAAUCCAUAUUGAGUCGAAUCCAGUUCCAAACUAUAGAUUUGGAAUUGUGUAACCUGGAUGAUGAGUCAUCAGCUGCACUUUUUGAUAUGGUGGAAUUUUACGAAUCGGCAAUAAAACUCGUCGUUGCAAGCAAUCGUAAUAUUGGGAUAAGAGGUUGGCAGGCAGCAGGCCGUAUGAUGAAGAAGACUUCUUGUUUGGAACAUCUGGAUGUGAGGAACACAGUUUGGUCAGAGCCUAGUAUCCAAGCACUUGCACGAGCUGUCAGAAAUGACAUAUCAGUCAACAUUAUUCAUAUAGAAAAUUGUAACUUGACAGGGCGCCCUCUAUUUAUUCUAACUUUAGCAUUGAAAUUGAACCAGACAUUACGAGACAUCUUCCUUGCUGAGAAUCGCUUAGUUGCAUCGGAUGCCAUUCAGCUGGGUAGCAUGCUGAAACACAAUAAGGGCCUUAAACUCCUCGAUCUGCGAAACAAUCAUCUUCAGGAUGUUGGCCUGUCUCAUCUCUGUGAUGGUUUAGUGGAUCAAGAAUUUGGACAUCUUUCAACACUGGUUCUUUGGAACAACCAAAUCACUCAUCUUGGAAUGCGUCACCUGGCUAAAGCAUUGCCUCAGCUGACCACACUGGAGACCUUGAACUUAGGACAGAACAAUAUUGGAAACGAAGGUAUUCAUACUGUGAAGGAUGCCCUCAUGAAGAACCACUCGCUAUUACGGUUAGGAUUAUACCAGUGUCGGAUAUCCGAUGAAGGUGCUGUAGCCUUAGCCGAGUGCCUGGCAGAUAACUGUCAGAUGGUGCGACUGGAUGUCCGGCAGAAUGAUAUACGUACUGGAGGAUUGAUGGCGCUUGCACAUGCUCUGCGUGUCAACAAGACGCUGCUACGCUUAGACCUUGAUAGAGAAGUGAAGAAAGAUUCGACUAAGGGAUAUGAUGAAAUUCAGAGAAGUUUACAACAGGAGAUUGCGGUGUAUCUGCAUAGGAAUCGGGAGAGCACAAGACAAGCUGAAGAACAAAGACAAGCAUUGCUAGGGCAGCAAACAAAACCUGAUGAAAAUAUCCCAUCACCCAGUAGUGAGGCCCCUAGAACUGUUUCUAUGGGAACCAACAUUAAUGGACACAUAUCAACAUUUGUGCAAAAUAGAGGAGUCAGUACAAAUUCAUCAGAGCCGUAUGAUGAUAAAGAGUCUGACAUGAUUGAGAGGGAAAUUACUGAUGCAAUAAAUGAUGUUGAUUACGUGGGAAAUACGAAUAGAAAGAAAGAUUCUAAGAAAAUGGCAAUGCAUAGUCGGGAAUGUGGGUCGGAGAAUGUUGGCGACACAUCACAUAUGUCUUCCUUCUACUCCCCUAACAGCAACCAAGAUAGUAAUCCUUUAUUAUCUCAGCUAUCCACUGAGGUUGAGACAAAUCAAUCAAUUAGGCAUCCAGGAAUGGAUCCAUUAGGAGUCAUCCAACAAUCUGUUGUUGGAUCACCUCCAGGGAUACGGAUCACAGGUAACAUCAAACUGUUAACACAGCCAUCAGGCAUCAAGGCACUUAAACGUGGAGAACAGGUAGCAAAGGGUGCUGUAAACUGUCAAAGUGCAGGUGCUUCAUCAGGUAAUCCAGGUGCUACACCAGGUAGUCCAGGUGUUCCACCAGAUAAACCAGGUGCUUCAACAUAUAACCCAGGUGCACCACAAGAUCAACCAGGUAUUUCACCAGACAAACCAUGUGUAACAUCAGGAAAACCAGAGGGAGAACACAGUAAACCAGUUAACUUACUAGCUACCCAGAGUACAACAUCAGGUAACCUGGCUGGUUUACUAGGUGAUUCUCAAACUCGGCUGGAAGCAACAACAGAUCCGCAGAACACAAAAGCAGAGGCUGGUGCCAAAGACAGUACUAUAGAAAGCAGCAAUACACGGUUGGUGGUAGAUAAAACAAGUGCAAUCAAUUUAACACCUAACAUUCCAGGUGGCAGUAUAACUUUGGAUACGCUGCCAAGUUGUACGACACCAUGUGGAGACUUUGUUGAUACAAAUGCAGCCAAUGUUUCAGACAAAUGUAAUGGAAACAGCAGCAGCUCAUUAAAGCCAUCUGCUAAUGAACUGGAGAACUCUAAGAUAUUAACCCCAGGGCUUGGUGCAAUGGAAAUACCAAAGACUUCCCUGGUUGUGCAUGAUGGUGAGCGACUAUCAUCAUCUCCGGAUGAUUUUGAGAAGGAAUUGAGUCAGAUGUUGGCCAAUGCAAGGAGUGGGAUGGACAUCAGUUCCAUUGUUUCAGCAGAUACAGUAUGUGAAGAUGAUCAGUUAUUUAAUGAUUGACCCAAGCAAGUUGUUGAUGCCUGCAACAAGAUCGAACCAGACCCUAUCAUGACUCCAAGAUUGGUAUUUGGAAAUGUAUCAGCACCUGGUAAAUUCAGUCCAGCUGUAGCGUGAAGGGAAUCUUUCAAUCGAGAAUUGUUUUGGUAAUGAUGGAAUAGGAUAAUCACUAUCAUGACAAUUAAUGAUAUUUAUUAUUAUUUUAUAUUAUUAUAGUUUCUUUGGGUAUAGAUAUAUGAAUUUGACAUGGUAUAUUGAGGUAUGUUAGAUGAUGUACUAAUUUGAUCAAUUGUAAGACUGUGGUAAAGUACAUCCAAACUGACCAAUCUGCUUUGUUCAUAAAUUCAAAUUGACCAAAUACGCCAUGUUCAAAGAGACCAAUCAAAUUUCCUCAUUACAAAGAUGAUUUAGUAAAUAGGUCAAUUUUACAGAGUGUGGUAUAGUAUCCCUAAGCUGACUAAUCCACUCAUCAAUUCAAUUGACCAAUGGGGUUUGUUCCACAAUUGAUAAAGACCAGUCAUGACUCAUAUUCUCUCAAUACUCAUUAAUUUGUGAAAAUGCUGACAAUUUGUAACAUUUUCUAAUGUAGUUUCUUAGUCUUAAUGGCUUUUUUAUUGAUUUUAAUAAUGCAAUUAUUCCUAAACGAGAUAUAGGCCUAAUGAAUGAAUGUUAAUUCAUAAAUCCCUAAUUUAUUGAAAUAGAUUCAGAUAUUUUUUUAUCUUUUGAAUUUUUGCAAGGACAUAUAGUAGCAUGUUGUUAUCUGACAAUGAAAAUAUAUAUGAGAAAUAUAUAAGCAAUAGGAAAAGUCGGACAAAUGGACAAUUCAGCAGUAAAUGAUAAACAGCUCCAUGUACCAUGCACAGAGAUAUUGUGGGAGUGUUGCAUGGCUCUGUGAAACUGUUUUCUGUGACGUGUGCUAUCCUUAUACAGAUGCGGGGUACGCUUAAUUUUCCUAGCAUGUGUCCAGUGCAACAAUUUGUCUCUAUCGAGAUAUGAGACAUUGCUGUUUGUGGGGGGGGG